Molecule: messenger RNA, 1005 nt
Organism: Fragaria vesca subsp. vesca
Lineage: Eukaryota; Viridiplantae; Streptophyta; Magnoliopsida; Rosales; Rosaceae
Product: secologanin synthase-like
Exons: 3
Coding region: 1-1005 (334 amino acids)
Molecular function (GO): iron ion binding; oxidoreductase activity, acting on paired donors, with incorporation or reduction of molecular oxygen; heme binding
Source: RefSeq, a predicted model, not a curated record
AUGGUAGAAAGUUGGAAAAUUCAUGAAGGAAAAGAAAUUGAUGUGUUUGAAGAAUUUAGGUUGUACACUUCAGAAGUGAUUUCAAGGACAGCAUUUGGCAGCAGCUACUUUGAAGGCCAGACCAUUUUUGAGAAACUGUCGAAGUUAUACGACUUAAUUAUCAGAACUUAUCUCAUAGUCAGGAUUCCUGGCAUAAGCAAAGUUUUUAGGAACAGUGAUGACAUUGAAACAGACGAGCUUGAGAAAGGAAUACGCGACUCCAUAUUGAAGAUUGUUAAGAAAAGAGAAAUGGAAGCAAUCCUUGGAGAAGACAAGAGUAUUGGGAAUGAUUUUCUAGGAUUGCUUUUAGAGGCUCAUCAUGGUUCUAAUGUCAAACAGCGGAUUUCGAUUGAUGAGUUGGUUGAGGAAUGCAGGACAUUUUACUUUGCUGGACAAGAGACUACUAAUUCUGUACUUUCUUGGAUUAUCCUACUUCUGGCACAACACCCCUAUUGGCAAGAGGAAGCAAGAAAAGAGGUGCUGCAGUUGUUUGGCAAACAGACACCAAACUACGAUGGCCUUGCCAAACUCAAAACAAUGAGUAUGAUCAUGAAUGAGACGCCAAGGUUAUAUCCACCUGCUGUUUUGAUUGUAAGGAAAGUUGCAAGGGAAGUUAGACUGGGAAAUCUCCUACUUCCUGCUAAUAUGGAGUUGCUUGUGCCACCUCUGGCACUUCACCAUGAAGCUCAGUUCUGGGGACAAGAUGCCGGUUUGUUCAAACCAGAUCGAUUCUCGGAAGGGGUUGGGAAAGCCACCAACGAUAACAUGGCUGCGUUCAUGCCCUUUGGAAUGGGACCUAGAAUGUGUGUGGGAUUCAACUUUGCAACCACUGAAAUAAAGAUUGCUCUGUCAAUGAUUCUGCAACGCUACUCAUUUACACUGUCUCCGGGUUAUGUCCACUCGCCUUUUCAGUUUAUGACCCUUCGGCCACAACACGGAGUUCAAAUAAUACUACAGUCACUCUGA